Molecule: messenger RNA, 1170 nt
Organism: Stylonychia lemnae
Lineage: Eukaryota; Ciliophora; Spirotrichea; Sporadotrichida; Oxytrichidae
Source: the annotation of a GenBank genome assembly
AUGGAGAAAAUUAAGAUUGAUCAUUUACAGAGAAUCGACUUAAAUAAUGCCAAUCUUAAUUACCUCGACAGAUAAAAUAACUAUAGAGUCAUGAUGCACCCAAAAAUUACUUCUAUACCAUAAGAACCUAAGAAUCUAAUGAAGAAAUAAAAGAUUCUAUUGAUGAAGGAUAUUAUGUAAACACAAAAAGCAGGUCCGCUAUAAACUGACGAACCAUAACAACUGCAGGUUUAGAUUGUUGAUUAAAAUCACACAUUUCGACCUAAAAUUAAUUACCUUCCUCAAUAGUCGUCACUAUCAAGUCUUCCUAGAAUUUUAAGUCCUUCUGUAAAGAUAGAAAAGUCAAAACAGUUCUAUGAUUACAUACAAGAGUAAAUGGCGGAGGAAUAUGGAAUAGAUAUUAACAAUGGUCUUGUCAUUAAGGACAAGAAAAAAUUAGAACGCAAGGGAAGCUUACCUCCCAUAGAAUCCGCAGUUGGUAAGCACAUUAUUGAGUAGAUACCCGUUGAUAGGAUAACAAAGAGAUUGCUACAAGUAAGAAAAAGUUAGGCUAGUUUGGAGUUAAAUGAAUCCAAAACUAUGAGAGAAAGUUCAGUUAUGCGGAAAGAAUCUAAAAAACGGUAAAAAGACUAAAAUAACCAGAAUACUUCAUAGACAAGAAAUUCUCUUAUUAAUGUGAAUGGGACUGAUUCUGUGAUCGGAUCAAUAAUAGAUAGAUAGAGUAUUUAUCUUAGUGGAUCGUCUAUUAUUAAGCAAGCUAAACUUGUCCUUAAUGAGUAGAAAAACUAAAGGUAUCACAAAAGCCUCGAGAGAGUUGACAGGGAGAGAGAGUUUGACCAUAAUAACAGCAGUAGUAUCAAGAAAUAUGCAAGUGUAAAGCAACUAGAUUCUCUAUACAAGUCUUAGGACUUUAAAAUGUAGUCGCCGAGAAGACUCAAAAAUUCUAUUAAAGUGGAGUUAAUUAAAUCACCUAUUCUUGUUGCCAGUUCAUUAGCUUAUCUUUCACCAAGCGUUAUUGAAAGUGAAAAUCAAAGUAAGACACAGAGAAGAUAUAACUAGAAGUAUUUUGACUAUAAGAAAAUAUCUGUUUAAUAACAGCAACUCAAUCACAGUAGUAGCUACUCUUCAAUUAUAAACCAAAACUAAGUAUCAUUCUCCAAUAAGUAUUGA